UAUCGGAUUCCUUGUUUUCUCCAUCGAUUUCUGUGCGUUAUUGCCUUAAAUUGACUGAAAAUGGCUACACGAGGACCAACACCUGACAAAGCGAGAAUGGGACUGCCUGAUAGAUGGCUGCACUGUCCAAAAACCGGAACGCUUAUCAAUAAUUUGUUUUUCCCAUUCAAAACACCACUGUGUAAAAUGUAUGACAAUCAAAUUGCCGAAAGACGGUAUCAAUUCCACCCGGCAGAAGUUUUUUCACAUCCUCAUCUUCACGGAAAAAAGAUUGGGUUGUGGAUCGACCUCACAAACACUGAUCGUUAUUAUUUCCGCGAAGAAGUUACCGAACACGAAUGUAUCUAUCAUAAAAUGAAAAUGGCUGGACGUGGAGUGUCGCCGACUCAGGAGGACACGGACAACUUCAUUAAACUCGUUCAAGAAUUUCAUAAGAAAUAUCCAGAUCGUGUUGUCGGAGUGCAUUGCACUCACGGAUUCAAUCGAACAGGAUUUUUAAUCGCUGCAUACCUAUUUCAAGUAGAGGAAUAUGGUCUCGAUGCUGCAAUCGGAGAGUUUGCUGAAAAUCGACAGAAGGGAAUUUACAAGCAAGACUACAUCGAUGAUUUAUUUGCAAGAUAUGAUCCCACAGAAGAUGACAAAAUUCUGGCUCCCGAGAAGCCAGACUGGGAACGAGAAAUGUCUAUUGGCAUGAGUACACAAAUUGACAACGGACGACCAUCGACAAGCCAACAAAUUCCCGCAACGAACGGAAAUAAUAAUCAAAAUGGAAAUCAAUUGAGCGGAGGAGGAGAUAAUUCGAAAUUGUUCAUGGACGGAUUAAUUCGAGGAGUUAAAGUGUGUGAAGAUGAAGGGAAGAAGAGCAUGCUUCAAGCCAAGAUUAAAAAUCUCUGCAAAUACAACAAACAAGGAUUUCCGGGUCUCCAACCCGUAUCUUUGAGCCGUGGAAACAUAAACUUACUCGAACAGGAAUCAUAUAUGGUAUCAUGGAAAGCUGAUGGCAUGAGGUACAUCAUUUAUAUCAACGAUGGAGAUGUCUAUGCGUUUGAUCGUGAUAACGAGGUUUUUGAGAUUGAAAAUCUUGAUUUCGUGACAAAAAAUGGUGCACCAUUGAUGGAAACCCUUGUGGAUACUGAAGUCAUCAUUGAUAAGGUUGAAAUCAAUGGAGCCAUGUGUGAUCAGCCUCGAAUGUUAAUCUAUGAUAUUAUGCGAUUCAAUAGCGUUAAUGUGAUGAAAGAGCCAUUUUAUAAACGAUUUGAAAUCAUCAAAACUGAAAUUAUCGACAUGAGAACUGCUGCAUUCAAAACUGGACGCCUGAAGCACGAGAACCAGAUUAUGUCUGUCAGAAGAAAAGAUUUUUAUGAUCUUGAAGCAACUGCUAAAUUAUUUGGACCGAAAUUUGUGCAGCAUGUCGGACACGAAAUUGAUGGUCUCAUUUUCCAGCCGAAGAAAACUAAGUAUGAAACUGGAAGAUGUGAUAAAGUUCUGAAGUGGAAACCACCAUCUCACAACUCUGUUGAUUUUCUACUGAAAGUUGAAAAGAAAUGUAAAGAAGGAAUGCUUCCCGAAUGGAUUGGAUAUUUAUUUGUCCAGAAUCUUUCCGAUCCAUUUGGCACAAUGAAAGCAACGGCAACUCUCAAAAAGUAUCAUAAUAAAAUUAUCGAAUGUACACUGCUGGUUGAUAAUCAAGGACGGCCAAAAGAGUGGAAAUUUAUGCGAGAAAGAACAGAUAAAUCGUUGCCGAAUGGAUUACGAACUGCGGAAAAUGUCGUUGAAACUAUGGUGAAUCCUGUCACUGAAACCUAUUUAAUUGAGUAUGUAAAUCACGCUCUCCGAGUUUUGAAAAGAGCUGCAGCAGCUCAUCGCCAUCAUCAAAUACACCAACAACAACUCCAUGAGGGAGAACCGGAAGCAAGAAGACAAAAACUCUGAUAAUCAUUCUCCUACAUUUGACAUCUUUUUUUUUUUUUAAUUUUUCACAUGUUGCCUUUCUUAAACUCUCCUAGAUGCUCUUUCAUUUUACCAACAACACUACGGUUUUCAAAAAUAACUCAGAAAUUAUCAUUGGCUGUCUUUGUACUUUUAAAAACAAAUUCUUUUUUCGUGUUCUAAACAAUUGUUUUUUCAUUAAAAAUUUUUUAUUCAA
Caenorhabditis elegans is the source of this 2146-nucleotide messenger RNA. RefSeq names its product mRNA guanylyltransferase (gene cel-1). Gene Ontology annotation, cellular component: nucleus. The transcript has 13 exons. The coding region runs from base 61 to 1932 and encodes 623 amino acids. Gene Ontology annotation, biological process: 7-methylguanosine mRNA capping. NCBI's taxonomy places the organism in Eukaryota, Metazoa, Nematoda, Chromadorea, Rhabditida, Rhabditidae. Gene Ontology annotation, molecular function: mRNA 5'-triphosphate monophosphatase activity; mRNA guanylyltransferase activity; catalytic activity. The record is from RefSeq and is marked reviewed.